Messenger RNA from Penicillium arizonense, 945 nucleotides. Its product is annotated as PhzF family phenazine biosynthesis protein. Gene Ontology annotation, molecular function: isomerase activity. The record is from RefSeq and is a predicted model, not a curated record. Gene Ontology annotation, cellular component: cytoplasm. The transcript is spliced from 3 exons. Gene Ontology annotation, biological process: biosynthetic process. Bases 1 to 945 code for a protein of 314 amino acids. Lineage: Eukaryota; Fungi; Ascomycota; Eurotiomycetes; Eurotiales; Aspergillaceae.
AUGUCCGAGGAAAAGGCACCCUACGUGACUCUCGAUGUAUUCUCAUCCAAGAGAUUCAAAGGAAACCCCGUUGCAAUUGUGAAGGUCACCGAUAGCAAGCUGUCACAAGAACAGAAGCAAAAGAUCGCCAAAGAGUUCAACUUUUCCGAAACCGUCUUCUUCCAUCCGGCUAAUGGAGAUGAGCCUCCUCGGUUGUACAUUUUCACUCCCGUCAAUGAGAUGGACUUCGCCGGCCAUCCCGUCAUUGGCGCCGGCCAUUUCCUGUUCCGCCAAUUGUUAGGAAACGACCCAAGUCAUCCAAAGUCUCUCACCAUUACCACCAACGCAGGGCCUGUUCCAAUCAUAUAUGAUCCAGAAAAUGAGGUUGUAUCCGCCGAGGUCCCUCACAAUAUCCAUCAGCAUCAGCAGGGGGCAACGCUAGCCCAUAUCCUCCCAGUCCAAGCCAGCCUAAAGACGGUCUCGGACCUCCAUGGUGUACCAGAGACAUCACCGAUAGUCUCUGUGGUAAAGGGUGUCACGUAUGCACUAGUUGACCUGACCGAGAGAGCCGAUCUGUUUGCCAAUAUUGUUCCGGGGGGAAGUCCUGCUCUUGAUCUUGAUGAGGGAUGGAAGCCCUCAUUCACCGGGGUUAUGUACUACCGGAAUGGCGGGUCUCGCGUCGAAGGAGACACAGUGAUCUGGGAUCUUCGGGUGCGAAUGAUCGCUAUCGAUUUGGAAGAUCCAGCUUGUGGUAGCGGAGGGAGCUCCUUGGGUGUUUACCUCGCGUUGUUGAACGGUCAGCAGGGUCGGAGCCACCGGUUCUAUAUCGAUCAGGGCAUUGAGAUGGAUAGGGAGAGCCACCUCAUUGUUGAUGUGCUGUUGGAUGAAGAUAGGAAACGGGUCUCCACUAUCAAGCUUGCUGGACAGGCUGCCUUCGUGGCGGAAGGGAGUAUCUUUUUGAAUUGA